AAAAAAAAAAACAAAAAUUCAAUUCGAAUUGAUGUGUGAUUGUGUGACAUUCACAAAUAUCGAAUAUAGAAUUUCAUAACAAUACGAGUAGUAACGCCAUCUAUUAGUUAGAUAAGUAUUUACCAUUGUUUUGAUGACUUUGUUUUACCCCGAAAGAAUUUUUCUCAAUAAAAAAUGAACCAAAAUCAUGAUAAUAAUAAUGAUGAAACGAAAAUUCAAAUUUACCGCAGUCAGAUGAUGAUAUUCAUCAUCCUAUUCAUAAGCUAUGCAUUUUAUUAUCUAAUGAGAAAAGCAUUUUCAUUAAUUUUGCCCGAAUUAUUAAUCACAUCGAUUAUUGAUCAAAAUGAUGCCGGUAUAAUUAUAUCGGCACAAAGCAUUUCCUAUACGAUUUCAAAAUUUAUUGGUGGUUUACUUUCGGAUCGUAUUUCGGCAAAAAUUCUUUUCAUCAAUGGUUUAUUCCUAUCAAGUUUGACAACAGUUUUUUUUGCAUUUGUACCACCAAAAACAACAUCAUUUACUACGCUAUGGUUUCUAAAUGGUCUAGCUCAAGGAUUUGGUUGGCCAUCAUUAGUAAAAAUUCUUCAACAAUGGACAUCAUCCAAACAAUUCGGUACAUACUAUAGUGUAUUAAGCGCAUCAGCAAAUGUUUCCGGUGGUCUAUCACCUUUACUUGCUACAUUGAUGACAAUGAAUUUUGGUUGGCAAAAUACCCUAAUAUCGUUCGGUAUUGUUUCCAUUUUCAUAGCCAUGUUAUCAUCGUUGAUGUUAUCUAAUCGACCCGAAGAUAUUGGUCUGGCUGCUAUCAAUCACGACGAUGAAACAGUGCGAAUGCAAAAAUCGUUAUCAUCAUCAAUAACGUUGAAAGAAUUAUUAAAAAGUCCAUUCAUAUGGUUAUUAUCAAUAUCAUACCUGGUUGUAUUUGCAGCCAAAACAACUGCCUGUGAUUGGGGACAACUUUACUUAAUGAAUGAAAGACAAAAAUCACAACUGAUUGCAUCAAGUUUUACAUCAAGCGUUGAAUCUGGUGGUUUUUUUGGCGCCAUCAUAGCCGGUUAUCUUAGCGAUCGAAUGAUUGCCGCAAAAAAGACGACAACAAAAACAUCAAAUUCUUGUGAUCGUUUACCGGUUGCAACGGCAAUGAUGACAUUGUCUGCGCUUGCAAUACAUUCAUUAUGUUUUCAUGUUGGCCCAUCAACAUCACAUAUAUUCAUUGCCAUAUUAGGUUUCAUUCUUGGUCUUACAUUUUAUGGUCCAAUCAUCAUAUUCGGUAUGGUUGCAACUGAAGCUGUUCCAACAAAUCUUAGCGGUACAUCACAUGCCAUCGUUGCAUUGGCUGCUAAUGUUGGUGCCAUCAUAUCUGGUUUACCAUUUACAAUGCUUGCACAGACAUAUAGUUGGAAAAUGGUAUUUUUCCUGUUGGAAGUAUCGACUGUUUCAAUCAUACUAUUAUUGACCAUUUUUGGAAAUCGUUUACGACCCGAUUUUGUUCCAAAGAAAAUUGAUUAAUAAUCGUGAUCUAUAGAUCCAUACUUGAUGAACUGUGAUUCCAUAUAAUCGAAAAUGAAAUACUCUUUAAUAUAAACUCGUUUGUUAUAUUUUUAAUAGAUAAAUCUAUCUAUCUAUCUAUCUAUGUAUUUUAUUUUUUUAUUUAUUUGACGCUUAGGAUGUGUGUAACUGCAGUUUUUACACUCGCCAAGUGCUCGCACUGUGUAUUAACUUGGCAUUUGAUGCGGGGAAGCCGAGCCGGCCAUUCUUACUUAUUUUCAGUAUAAACAUAACUAUUUGGUAUGAGCUACUCAGUGUGUGUCUGAGCAUGCGGGAAAACUUUUGAAUGCCGCUGAACAGUUUGUCCAGCUCAGAAGUAGAAGUCGCUUCCAAAGAAACGCAUUCUGUGGUAUGUAGCUUUGACAAAGCUUUUUUUCAUUGUUCUAGCUCAGCACACGUUGCUGCAGCUUUUGCAUCCAAUAGAUGGUGCAGUCAUUCAAUAGAACAUAGAAAGAGUUCGAAUUCGAAUUUUUCGAAUUGAUUAUUGUGAUAAUACAUGUGUCACACGUGAUUUUCAUUUUGUGUGCCUGUGUGAGUGUGUAUUUGAUGAUGAAAUAGUGCACACUACCAUACAUUGAAAAAAUGGGGAAAAAAGUCUAUGUAAGCCACGCAUUUUUUAUACCAAUAUUUCAAAACAAUAUAACUGUUACUGUACAAAGUUUGCCCUCUUUUCCCGGUAGGAUUUUUUUCAAUGUACAUUUGAUUGACAAACCAAAGAAACUAUGACAUUUUGGAGAGUAAAUAUUUUGGCUCCGAAUGUGCACCAAGUAAAAAGUUUUUCGAAUCCAUCAUGAAAAUC
Messenger RNA from Dermatophagoides farinae (American house dust mite), 2344 nucleotides. Its product is annotated as glucose-6-phosphate exchanger SLC37A4. Gene Ontology annotation, cellular component: endoplasmic reticulum membrane. Gene Ontology annotation, biological process: phosphate ion transmembrane transport; glucose-6-phosphate transport. Gene Ontology annotation, molecular function: glucose 6-phosphate:phosphate antiporter activity. NCBI's taxonomy places the organism in Eukaryota, Metazoa, Arthropoda, Arachnida, Sarcoptiformes, Pyroglyphidae. The record is from RefSeq and is a predicted model, not a curated record.